Molecule: messenger RNA, 1584 nt
Organism: Labrus bergylta (ballan wrasse)
Lineage: Eukaryota; Metazoa; Chordata; Actinopteri; Labriformes; Labridae
Source: RefSeq, a predicted model, not a curated record
UCUCUCCCUCUCUCUUUGUCUUUUUUUCUCUUGUCAUCACUCCAGCUCUCCCAUUUCAACCCAUUCCUAUCUUCUAUGCAGCAUAAAGAAUAAAAAGGAGAGAUAUCCACAUUACACUGACAUAGAUCCAGAGCCAUCAUGCCGCGCUGCAAAGUUAACCUCAGCACCAUGAUUUUCCUGGUGAUCCUGCAGGGUGCAGCGGUGGUCCUCUUUUGUGGCUGGUACAUGGAGCUGAGUCCCUGCAGCCCUGCGCCUUCAAAUGGCAAAGUUCACGUUCUUCUGCUGUCGUCAUGGCGAUCAGGCUCAUCCUUCCUCGGUCAGGUGUUCAGCCAACACCCAUCAGUGUACUACCUCAUGGAGCCCGCUUGGCAUGUGUGGACCAGACUACAGAAACCGGGUGCACGGUUGCUUCGGAUGGCCGUAAGAGAUUUGUUACGGAGCGUCUUCCAGUGUGACCUCUCUGUGAUGGAGGCCUAUCUGCCAGAGAAUCACAAUGUGUCCACCUUGUUUAUGUGGUCUCACAGCCGAGCCCUGUGCUCGCCACCGGCCUGUCCUCUCACGCCACGUACCGAGUUCAGCAACCAGACUUGGUGCAAGCAGGCGUGUGAUGCCCGGGGCCUCCAAUGGGCGCAGGACGCCUGUAGCACUUACAGCCACGUGGUGUUAAAAGAAGUGAGGUUCUUUGAACUGGAAUCCCUCUACCCACUCUUGCAGGACCCAAGCCUGGAUCUCCGCAUCAUCCACCUGGUCCGAGACCCCCGUGCAGUUUUGAAGUCUAGAGAGGAAGCAGCCAAAGCCCUCAUGAGAGAUAAUGCUGUUGUGUUAGAGCAAAGAACCAUACCAGCAGCGGAGGUGCAGUAUCAAGUCAUGCAGGAGAUCUGCCGCAGCCAUGUGCGUAUCAACGAGAGAGCCAUCCUGAAGCCCCCCCCUUUUCUUGAAGGUCGCUACAAAAUGGUCCGCUAUGAAGAUAUUGCCCGCAACCCACUCAAGGAGAUAAAUGCCAUUUAUGAGUUUGUAGGUCUGGAGAUGACUAAAGAGUUGGAGGAGUGGAUCUUUCGUGUGACACACGGAAAAGGCAAAGGCACCAAGAAAGAGGCUUUCAAAAUUACAUCAAGAAAUGCUGCUGAUGUCGCCCAGGCUUGGCGUAGCAUACUCCCGCACAACAAAGUCAAACGAGUCCAGGAGGUGUGUAAAGGAGCCAUGUCACUGCUCGGGUACAGAACAGUUUACAGUGAGAAAGAACAGAAGAGCCUGGACAUAGACCUUCUCGUGCCACAAGAACCAUACCAGUUCAGCUGGCCGCCAACUAAAACAGAGCAUCCAGGAACCAGUUAAAAAAAGAAUGACAAAGACAUUAACACAACAUUAAGAGACGAUAUUAGAGGGAAGUCUUUGUUCUUAAAGAGUGUUGAGGGUCAUAGAAACAUGGGCGUAAAGUAAAAUUGAGUUGUGACAAAUAUGAGGCCUUACCUGAUUCUGAUUUUCAUCAGUCAAAUCUGAUUCGCUGGUUGCUAUAAAACUUUAAAAGAGCCCAUAUUAUGCCCUUUUUGGGGUUCAUAUAUUUAAUCUAUGUACCUACUAAAG